Molecule: messenger RNA, 1196 nt
Organism: Onthophagus taurus
Lineage: Eukaryota; Metazoa; Arthropoda; Insecta; Coleoptera; Scarabaeidae
Product: INO80 complex subunit B
Biological process (GO): chromatin remodeling
Cellular component (GO): Ino80 complex
Source: RefSeq, a predicted model, not a curated record
GAGUUAAUUGACAGCUACAUAACCUUAAAGUCCACAUAAACAUAACCUAACAUUUUUAUAAAAUAAAGUAAAUUAUUUAAAAUGUUAAUCAACGAUGAAUUAAAAUCGAAACAAUUAUCAUCAAAACAAUCAGCAACGAGUUCAAAUAACGCAAAGAAACGUAAAAAACGUGAUUCGGCUUCAAGUGAUGAAGAACGAUGGUUAACAGCGAUAGAAUCGGGGAAAUUAGAAGACGUAGACGACGAAUUGAAAAAGAUCAAACCAAAGGAUCCCGCUUUGAUGACAGCUCGACAAAGGGCGAUGUACGAUAGAGGAUUAGAAACGUCUUCCGGAGGUACUCCCACGUUAAUGUCUCUACCAACAGGUUAUAAAGAAAAAGUCAUGACUGCGGAAGCUAUUCAAAAAGCCGCUAUAAAAUCACAAAAACGGAAACAAAUGGCAGAUGAAAAGCGAGAAAAAGACAAAAAGAAAACUAUGGAACGGCUGUUAAAAAAGCAAGAAUCGAAAGUUGCUAAAUCCGUUAAAGCGAAAACAAGUAAAACUAGCGCUCCAGUUGUUAUUUAUAGGCAAAAUGUAUUUGGGAGAACCUUAACAUUUCCAGAAAAUAUGGAUUUUCCUUUAAAAGACUGUAGAAUUAAGGAACCACCCAAACCCGUACUUUGCUCAAUGAACUGUGGUGGGUUAAAAAGGUAUAGUUGUUCAAAAACGGGCGUUCCUCUAUGUAGUUUUGAGUGUUAUAAAUCAAAUUUGAAGAAAAGCUCAUUUUAAUGUGAGUUGAAUUAAAGAUAAAAUUAAUAAAUUAAGCGCCAUCUAUAGGGACUAACCUUAACCGUAAAGAUUAAACGAAUUUAUUGAUUCCGUAUUAUUUUUAGUUUUUUAUCUUAACUUUUAAUUUAAUCAUUUUUUAAACAUUUUUGUCUGGAUGAUGUAGUUUUAUUAAUUUUAUUGUUAAUUAAAGAUGUUAAUUUAAAUUUGGCGGUUAUUUUAUUGACUCGUAAAGCGCCAUCUAUUAUGAACAACCUUAAUUGAAGCUAUUAUCGAGCGGGAAGCAGCUGCGUCAUUACGCCAUUUUGUGUAGAGAUUAUUUUUAAUUAGUUUCAAUAAUUAAUUUUUAAUUCUUCUUAUUACGCCUUCUACGCGCGGUUUAAUCGAUGUUUAUCAAUAAAAAACAAUAAACAAGAAAAAUUUGCGAUUAA